CGGCGAGGGCGUGGGGGGGCGCAGCCCGGCGGGCCCGGCGAGCAUGGGGAAGGGGGGGAACCAGGGCGAGGCGGCGGGCGAGCGCGAGGCGGCGAAGCCCACCUUCCGCUGGGAGGAGAUCCAGAAGCACAACCUGCGCACCGACAAGUGGCUGGUGGUGGACCGCAAGGUCUACAACGUCACCGCGUGGGCCAAGCGGCACCCGGGCGGCCACCGGGUCAUCGCGCACUACGCGGGGGAGGACGCGACGGAUGCCUUCCGUGCCUUCCACCCGGACCUGGACUUGGUGGGCAAGUUCCUGAAGCCCCUGCUGAUCGGGGAGCUGGCCCCCGAGGAGCCCAGCCUGGACCGCGGCAAGAGUGCUCAGAUCACCGAGGACUUCCGGGCCCUGAAGAAGACUGCGGAGGACAUGAACUUGUUCAAAACCAACCACUUCUUCUUCUUCCUCCUCCUGGCUCACAUCAUCGUCAUGGAGAUGAUUGCAUGGCUUAUCCUUCGUUACUUCGGCAAUGGCUGGAUUCCUACCCUCAUCACGGCCUUUGUCCUUGCUACCUCUCAGGCCCAAGCUGGCUGGCUUCAACACGAUUACGGCCACCUUUCUGUCUACCAGAAGUCCAAGUGGAAUCACGUUGUCCACAAGUUCGUCAUCGGCCACUUAAAGGGUGCCUCCGCCAACUGGUGGAACCAUCGCCAUUUCCAGCACCACGCCAAACCCAACAUCUUCCACAAGGAUCCGGAUGUGAAGAUGCUGCACGUCUUCGUCCUGGGUGAAUGGCAGCCCCUCGAGUAUGGCCGGAAGAAGCUGAAAUACCUGCCUUACAAUCACCAGCACGAGUACUUCUUCCUCAUCGGGCCUCCGCUGCUCAUCCCCAUGUACUUCCAGUACCAGAUCAUCAUGACCAUGCUUAUCCGCAAGGACUGGGUGGACUUGGUCUGGGCCAUCAGCUACUACAUUCGCUUCUUCUCUACCUACAUCCCUUUCUAUGGCGUCUUGGGAGCCCUCGUUUUCCUCAACUUCAUCAGGUUCCUGGAGAGCCACUGGUUUGUGUGGGUCACGCAGAUGAACCACAUCGUCAUGGAGAUCGACCUGGACCACUACCGAGACUGGUUCAGUAGCCAGCUGGCGGCCACCUGCAACGUGGAACAGUCCUUCUUCAAUGACUGGUUCAGCGGGCAUCUCAACUUCCAGAUCGAGCACCACCUCUUCCCCACCAUGCCCCGGCACAACUUGCACAAGAUUGCCCCGCUGGUGAAGUCACUGUGUACCAAGCAUGGCAUUGAGUACCAGGAGAAGCCACUGCUGCGGGCCCUGCUGGACAUCAUCAGUUCCCUGAAGAAGUCGGGGCAGCUGUGGCUGGACGCCUACCUCCACAAAUGAAGCGGCAGCCCUCGGGGCAGCCAGGGGGACGGGGUGCAGGUGUGGGGGACGAGGACCCGAGGGAGGGGCGGGCUUUCCUUCUGAGAAGUUCUUGUGUAAGGCCGGGGUACACACGCAGCAGUUCAUGGAUCCCUCCCUUUCU
Perognathus longimembris pacificus (Pacific pocket mouse) is the source of this 1520-nucleotide messenger RNA. RefSeq names its product fatty acid desaturase 2 (gene Fads2). Gene Ontology annotation, molecular function: oxidoreductase activity, acting on paired donors, with oxidation of a pair of donors resulting in the reduction of molecular oxygen to two molecules of water. The transcript has 12 exons. Gene Ontology annotation, biological process: lipid metabolic process. Bases 44 to 1378 code for a protein of 444 amino acids. Gene Ontology annotation, cellular component: membrane. The record is from RefSeq and is a predicted model, not a curated record. NCBI's taxonomy places the organism in Eukaryota, Metazoa, Chordata, Mammalia, Rodentia, Heteromyidae.